CGCAGCAGUCGGCUGGUCACGUGAUGUGACUCCAUUUUGGGUAUCAGCCACGAGGUUUUGUCAAGAAAAUUAUUUUGGCAUACUCCGGUGUUAUUGUGGUUACUGAAAAUUGCUAAAAUGCCUUCUAGCAAUCCGUUACCCCCUAAAGAAAAUUCUCUUUUCAAACGAAUAUUGAAAUGUUAUGAACAAAAGCAAUAUAAAAAUGGGUUGAAGUUUGCUAAACAAAUCCUUUCAAAUCCAAAAUUUUCUGAACAUGGAGAAACGCUGGCAAUGAAAGGUUUGACUUUGAAUUGCCUGGGUCGGAAGGAGGAAGCGUAUGAGUAUGUCCGCCGGGGACUACGCAAUGACUUGCGCUCGCAACGUGUGUGCUGGCACGUCUACGGACUGCUGCAGCGAUCAGACAAGAAGUAUGACGAGGCUAUCAAGUGUUACCGCAAUGCGCUUAAGUGGGAGAAGGACAACAUCCAGAUCCUGCGUGACUUGUCACUGUUACAGAUUCAGAUGAGAGACCUCGAAGGAUACAGAGUGAGUGAAAGUAAUAAGAAUGGUUACAAUAGUUAUUAGGGGUAUUGUGACAAC
Molecule: messenger RNA, 579 nt
Organism: Homalodisca vitripennis (glassy-winged sharpshooter)
Lineage: Eukaryota; Metazoa; Arthropoda; Insecta; Hemiptera; Cicadellidae
Product: N-alpha-acetyltransferase 15, NatA auxiliary subunit-like
Exons: 3
Coding region: 118-564 (148 amino acids)
Biological process (GO): N-terminal peptidyl-methionine acetylation
Cellular component (GO): cytoplasm; NatA complex
Molecular function (GO): protein-N-terminal amino-acid acetyltransferase activity; protein binding
Source: RefSeq, a predicted model, not a curated record